Messenger RNA from Gongylonema pulchrum, 405 nucleotides. Lineage: Eukaryota; Metazoa; Nematoda; Chromadorea; Rhabditida; Gongylonematidae. The record is from the annotation of a GenBank genome assembly.
AUGUGGAGCCUUCCUUGUAAGCUUCCAGUACUUGCAGUGAGUGAUGUUAAUCACGAUGAUCGCGCAAUUUUCGCUGCAGCAACAGGUGAUACUAUCGGGUUAUGUCGACUUAUUGCUGAAGGCUUCGAUGUGAAUGCCUCGCUAAACGGCACAACAGUACUUCACAUUGCCAUUGAACACGACCAGAGCGUUGCGACGGAAUUCCUUUUGUUGAAUGGCGCCAAACUGAAUGCAUUGGACUCGUCUUUGAACAGCGCUCUUCAUAUUGCCGCUUCAAAGGCGUGCACUUUGAUUGUAUGUCAGUUAAUAAAACGUGGUGCCAAUCAGCAUCUGCGAAAUCGGUCCGGUGAGACGCCGCUGGAUUUGGCUGUUGAAGGCAAACAUGCCGACAUCGUGACAUUGUAA